Messenger RNA from Anopheles gambiae (African malaria mosquito), 3400 nucleotides. It is a transcript of the gene Gk2, whose product is annotated as glycerol kinase. The transcript is spliced from 10 exons. Gene Ontology annotation, biological process: glycerol metabolic process; glycerol-3-phosphate biosynthetic process; triglyceride metabolic process. Bases 953 to 2620 code for a protein of 555 amino acids. The record is from RefSeq and is a predicted model, not a curated record. Lineage: Eukaryota; Metazoa; Arthropoda; Insecta; Diptera; Culicidae. Gene Ontology annotation, molecular function: glycerol kinase activity. Gene Ontology annotation, cellular component: mitochondrion.
GCCCUUGGCCCGUUGUGUUGGCCCGUACUUGACAUGCGUGCGUCAGUGAGUGUGAUGUAUGUGCGUGUUUUUCUUCGGGCUUUUCCACGGCUUUCUCAACGUGGCUGUCAACGUGCGUGGUGCGAUUCUGGUGGAACCCGAACCAAUUUGCCCGGAACCGAGAUCCGGCGCCCGCUCUCUGCCUGCCUGCCUGCUUGUCUGGCCGUCGGCAUUAUUGCGGCAAAAACCGGAACCGGCGACGGCGGCUGCUGCGAUAAUCGGUGAUGUCGGUGGUGGUCAACACGUCAUUGCAGUGUGUCUGUACCGUCGCACCGCCAAAACUGUGUGUGUGUGUUAGUGUUUGCUUAGGGAGGGGAGGAAAGGUGAUAAAACCGUCACGAUCUUCGGUUGAGCGCGCCAAGCCGGUUUGGGAUUUGGGUUGCCGCUAGUGCGACGGCCGAUCAGUGCAGACGGUAGAAGGGGAAGGUACGGGUGACAUGUGUUUGUUUCGAUUACGCGGCCGGUUUUUGCACUGAAGGAAUGUCGUUUUCGCGAGCAAGCUGACUCAGCUCAGUCUAGCGCGGACAUGCGGCACGGUCGCCUCGGUUGAGCAGUGCGGUGCAUCAUCAUGAUAAUGUGGACGAGGUGAUGAUAAGUUUCCUACACUCGACAGACACACCUUCUUGGCAGGGUUCUUCGGCACAACACGGCACGUGCAGCACGCGGAGGAGCAACGUCGCCGUCGUCGUCGUCGGAGAGUGACAUUAUGCAACGUGCGCACAGACGAGCAGAAGCGGUGGUCGAUACAUAACGCGUUUGUGUGUGCUAGAACUGCCGAUACGGUGUGCGAGGUGACCGACCGGACGAGACACAGCUCUACCGAGAGAAAGAGAGAGAGAGAGAGAGACAGAGAGAAGGCGAAAGAAGCGGCACACUAGACAGUAGUGAUUCGGACACAAACAGCGACGACGGCAUGGCCUCCUUGGAGCGCAGCAAGCUGAUCGGUGUGAUCGAUGCGGGCACCAACAGUGUGCGAUUUGUGAUCUUCAAAUUGCCCGAGUUCGAGGAGAUUGCAUCGCACCAGAUCCGCAUUACGCAGAUAGUGCCGCGCGAUGGCUGGACGGAGCACAACCCGGUGGAGGUGUUGGAAGCGGUACGGCUCUGCGCGGUCGAGGCAUGCCAUCAGGUGGAAAAGCUCGGCUUUCUCGUGAAGGAUAUCGCUGCCAUCGGUAUCACGAACCAGCGCGAGACGACCGUCGUGUGGGACAAGAACACGGGCGAACCGCUUUACAAUGCCAUCGUAUGGAACGAUAUACGCACGGACAAAACGGUGGACCGGGUGUUGGCCCGCCUGCCGGAGCAAAACCACAACCACUUCCGUGCGCUGUCCGGGCUGCCGAUCUCGCCGUACUUCUCCGCCCUCAAGCUGAACUGGCUGAAGGACAACGUGGUGGCGGUGCGGAAGGCGUGCCGGGAGCGGCGCUGCUAUGCCGGCACGAUCGACACGUGGCUGGUGUGGAAUCUGACCGGUGGGCCGCAGGGCGGCGCGUUCGUGACGGACGUAACGAACGCGUCGCGCACGCUGCUGAUGAACAUCGAGACGCUGCACUGGGAUCCGCUGCUGACAAAAACGUUCUCGGUGCAUCCGGACAUGCUGCCGGAGAUACGCAGCUCGUCCGAGAUUUACGGCAAGGUGAAGGAUAGCAGCGUGCUGGACGGCAUACCGAUCAGCGCGAUCCUGGGCAACCAGCAGGCGAGCUUGGUCGGGCAGCGGUGCUUGAAGGAGGGCCAGGCGAAGAACACGUACCGCAAGGGAUGCUUUCUGCUGUACAACACGGGCACUAGGUGCGUUCAAUCCACACACGGCCUGGUGACGACGGUGGCGUACCAGAUGGGACGAAACGCGCCACCGAUCUACGCGCUGGAAGGUUCGGUAGCGGUCGCCGGCGUGGCCAUGAACUGGCUGCGCGACAACCUGAAAAUCAUCAAGGACAUUAAAGAUUCCGAAGAGAUCGCUGGCAGCGUGUCAUCGACGGGCGAUGUCUACUUUGUACCUGCAUUCACCGGCCUGUACGCCCCCUACUGGCGAAAGGACGCGCGAGGCAUAUUUUGUGGUUUGACCAGUUUCACUACCAAGCAUCAUUUCGUGCGGGCCGCCUUGGAGGCGGUCUGCUUCCAGACGCGCGACAUUAUCGAGGCGAUGAAGAAGGACUGCGGCAUAAACCUUAACAAGCUCCACACGGACGGUAUCAUGGCGAGCAACAGCCUUCUAAUGCAGCUGCAGGCGGAUCUGAGCGGCAUUCCUGUGUUGAGGACGGAGGUGCACGAACCGGCUGCUCUCGGGACGGCGAUGGCCGCUGCACAGGCGAACGGGGUGGAUCUGUACAAGCUGGAGGCGGAAAUCCGUGGCUACGCAGGUGUUCAAUCGCACCAUGAAACAUUCCUUCCAACCACCACCGAGGAGGAACGGAACGCUCGGUACACCAAGUGGAAAAUGGCAGUUCAGCGAAGUUUGGGCUGGGCAGUUUCGAAGAAGAGUGAAGCAAUGACGGACGAACGCUACAGCUUGCUUGCCUCGAUACCGGCCGGUCUGUUCCUGGCCGCGACCUUCCUGAUGUUGGUUCACUCGCAACGGCGGUGAUUAGGUGCAUCGACCGGCACAAAGGCGACAUACAACGAGCAGGCGUAUGUCGACCUGCUUUCAACUAGUCUGUUAAACCCGUUAACAAUCCAGUUUCGGAUACGUUCCGUACACAUUCGUCGCGAUAAAAGACAGGGCCACAAUGGCCAAAGCGCGUGCCCAGGUGCUAUAGCUAGCUUAGAUGCUGCAACGAACUUGCAAAUCGUUGCUGCUGUUGUUGAAAGCUACUCAGGAAAAAGUUUGUAUGGCAAAACAAAGCCCGUUCUCAAAAGGUGCUACUUUUGACAUCCCUUUUGUUCCGUAGAAUGUACUUUAACGUGUACCCACUCACUCAGUGGGUAAGAAAGUAACAGAGAGACACAGUAGGUUGCUGUGACAAAUGAUUCGCUCAACAAUCGACACAUAUAUAUUCCAAAACGUGUGCUUAAUGUGGGAGGGAGGGAGGGGUAGCAGGGACGCGCGAUCUUUAGAUAUUAAUAGUGAUAACCGCAAACCAGUCAGAGGCAGACGUACAUUAUUAGCUAGAAACGAGCUAGAUUCCAAUGUGGCAGCAGAAUUAGCGUAGAUUUGUUUGUUACGGCAACGAUGUUGUUUUUGGAGUAGCGGAAGGUUGUUUUUUUUUUUUAAUUGUUAUUUAUGGGUUGUUUAGAUAGUGCUUUUUUCCUCCUCUUCGAGGUACUUUACGAAACAAAACACACAAACAAAGUGUGUUGAGAGGCCUAUUGUAUUAUAUAAAAAAAUGUUUUCAAAGUUAAUAAAUCAAAUAGCAUAAAUGAAGAA